ACCAAUAACAACAGAACAAGUAUAUCAACAGCAUCAUUACUAUAAUCAACACAUGCAACAACAUUCUUCCGAAUCUCAUCAGCACAAUCUCCAGACGCAACAUUUGGACCAUGUGCAACAACGUCAACCUGAUCACCAUCCUGUACAGAUUAAGUAUGAAAGCGAGUCCCCAAUUUUAAGACCUGUUGAUUGGUACCCGCAUUCACAACAAAAUUAUGUGCAGGGUAACCCACAUGUUGGUGGACAUACUUACAAUCAACCAAUUAGCGGACAACCACCCCAUGAAUAUCAUCAUGAAAGUAGUGGAAUGAAUCUAACACGUCAUGGUGAAGGCUAUGGCCGGGGCGGUGGUCAACAACGUAAUUGA
Dentiscutata heterogama is the source of this 367-nucleotide messenger RNA. Lineage: Eukaryota; Fungi; Glomeromycota; Glomeromycetes; Diversisporales; Gigasporaceae. The record is from the annotation of a GenBank genome assembly.